AUGGCAGAUUUCAAUCGCACACCCUCUGACCCUUCAACAUUCAUCCUAAUGGGCAUCUCUGGGCUAGAAGCUGCUCACAUCUGGAUUUCCAUCCCAUUCUCUAUGUUCUACAUUAUUGGCCUGUUAGGAAAUUUCAUGCUUCUGUUUGUGGUAGGCAAGGAGCAGUCCCUCCACAAGCCGAUGUACCUGCUGCUCUGCAUGCUGGCACUCACAGACAUCUGCAUAUCUACCUCCGUCAUGCCAAACGCACUGUGUAUAUUUUGGUUUAAUUUGAAAGGUAUUACUGUGCAUGGCUGCCUCACCCAGAUGUUCUUCCUUCACUCAGUUUCUAUUAUUCAGUCAGCUGUCCUCGUGACAAUGGCCUUUGAUCGCUAUGUUGCCAUAUGUAACCCUCUGAGAUACGCCUCCAUCCUCACCAAUGCACGAAUAGCUAAGCUAGGGCUAGUGGGUUUGAUAAGAGCUGUUCUCCUCAUGCUGCCCCUGCCCCUGCUUCUGAGUAGGCAGCCAUUCUGUGACAACCACAUUAUCCCCCACACAUAUUGUGAGCACAUGGCUGUGGUGAAGAUGUCAUGUGGGGAAACCACAGUCAAUAAGAUGUAUGGCUUGGUGAUAGCAUUUGUAGUCUUAGGGUUAGAUCUUAUGCUCAUUGCCCUGUCCUACAGUCUGAUCAUCAGGGCUGUCCUCAGAAUCUCCUCCAAGAAAGCCCACCAGAAAGCCCUUAACACGUGCACAGCCCACAUCUGUGUGAUGCUAAUGUCUUAUCCUCCCUUCUUCUUUUCCAGUCUGACACAUAGGUUCGGUCAGGGCAUCGCUCCCCACAUUCAUAUUAUCUUAGCCAACCUCUAUUUCCUCCUCCCCACCAUGCUCAACCCUGUCAUCUACGGCGUCAAAAACAAAGAGCUUCGUGAGAAAGUGGUCAAAUGCACUUGCAGAAUGUGCUUUCUCAGGGGCCACUGA
Messenger RNA from Caretta caretta (loggerhead turtle), 957 nucleotides. Its product is annotated as olfactory receptor 52P1-like. The record is from RefSeq and is a predicted model, not a curated record. NCBI's taxonomy places the organism in Eukaryota, Metazoa, Chordata, Testudines, Cheloniidae. Gene Ontology annotation, cellular component: plasma membrane. Gene Ontology annotation, molecular function: G protein-coupled receptor activity; olfactory receptor activity. Gene Ontology annotation, biological process: G protein-coupled receptor signaling pathway.